This is a messenger RNA of Bombina bombina (fire-bellied toad), 1500 nucleotides long. It is a transcript of the gene DNLZ, whose product is annotated as DNL-type zinc finger. The transcript has 3 exons. The coding region runs from base 9 to 569 and encodes 186 amino acids. Lineage: Eukaryota; Metazoa; Chordata; Amphibia; Anura; Bombinatoridae. Gene Ontology annotation, biological process: protein folding; protein import into mitochondrial matrix; protein stabilization. Gene Ontology annotation, molecular function: protein-folding chaperone binding; zinc ion binding. Gene Ontology annotation, cellular component: mitochondrion. The record is from RefSeq and is a predicted model, not a curated record.
CUGUAGCCAUGCUGCGUACUAAGUGCUGGCGGUUACUGUUUGGUAGUGUAGCUUGUCUCCGGAAUGAUGUGAGACCGAGCUGCCGGGAUGUGCGCCGUAUAUGGAGUCUUCUAGCUGGCCAUUAUAAUUCUUCUGUGUGUACCCCAAACUCCCACCUUAAUGUACACUUCCCCAAGCUUUACUGCUCCUCCAGCACCCAACAAGAGAGAGACUCAUUGGGGAGGCUGGAGACCACUCACUACCAGCUAAUAUAUACUUGUAAGGUUUGCUCUACACGGUCUAUGAAAACUAUAUCAAAAACUGCAUAUCACAAAGGGGUGGUGAUAGUAAAAUGUCCCGGCUGUAAAAAUCAUCACAUCAUAGCAGAUAAUUUAGGAUGGUUCUCAGAUCUGGAAGGCAAAAAGAAUAUUGAAGAAAUUCUUGCCACUAAAGGCGAAAAAGUUCGACGCAUUGUUGGAGAAGAAGCCUUGGAGCUGCUAGUGGAAAAUACAACCAGCGAGGACCAGCAGAAUGUUGCUGAAGACAAACCGGAGCAGUCCACUGAAGCCACGGAGAAGCCUGGAACAUAAAGCUACAAAUUAGAUUUCAUUACACUAUAACAAUGUCAUGGGAUGGGCAGUAUAUCAGUUUUAAAGCUGGUAACAUCCCUCUUCCCCACAGAAAUAAACAAAUUUAAAGAAAGUCUAAAUAGAUUUCAAAACCAUUGUAUAAUAUUUCUGUUAUGGACUUAAGUUUCACUAUCACAUUUAUUAUUCAAUUCAUAAGUUAAAGGGACAUAAUACUCAUGUGCUAAAUCACUUGAAACUGAUGCAGUAUAAACUGUAAAAGGCCGAUGGGAAUAUAGCACCUGAGAAUCUCUAUGUAAAAAAGGAAGAUAUUUUACCUUACAAUUUCCUCAGCUCAGCAGAGUAAGUUCUGUGUAAAAAGUUACUCAGCUGCUGUCCAACUGCAGGUAAAAAAUGGAAGAAAUGAACAGCAUCAUCAGUGCUGAGGUCAUGAACUCUUUUACUGUGAUCUCAUGAGAUUUCAUAGUAAACUUCCUUAAACUGAAUAGAGAAAUAACAUGAGUGUGCAUGAGGCUCACUCCCUUGCCUGUCCCUGGACAGGAAUACUUAUUUGCUGCUUAGUCCCAUUACAAUGGGGUGGGAAUACUUAGGACAUUUUCAGGUAAAAUAUCUUUCUUUUUUACAUAGAGAUGUUCAGGUGAUAUUUUCUAGUCUGCUUUUUACAGCUAUACUGCAUCACUUUCAAGUGUCUCAACAUUUGGGUAUCAUGGCCCUUUAACUUUUUAUGGGGAACUCAUUUUAUUAUGUUCCUUCAGGAAGGUGGCAAUUUGCCCCCAGUAUUUUCAAAACCUGGUUCUUUUGAAUAUAUCAACCAAUGGGUUACAAAUCUGUGUACUGAUGGUGUAAUUACUUUGUAAACAAACUAUUUAAAGUUGAUAGUAAAUGUUUUCUUAAGCAUUAUAACUAAAUAAAAUAUAUUUGAUAAUUUAUGAUA